AUGGUCGCGUCUACCGCACAAGGCCCCCUUUCGAAUGGGCCUAUACCCGCCAUACUCCAUGCCAACUCGGCUUCGUCAAGCGCAAGUUCGUACUCCCACGAUACCGGCUUAGAAUUCGGCGACCAGCAAGAUUCCACAAGACCGACAACCGCGAACCCCUUUAAGCGAAAUCGCAAUGGAAGCACCUCAGGCGAAUCACUCAAGGGCAGGAUUAGACGUGCUUCGAUGUCCCUAAAGGGAAUUGUUCUCCGUGAGCGUCGCGGUUCCGAAUCAGCUGCUGACCACGAAUUACGACCGGGAACCUCGCACUCGCCCUGGCACAAAUUGCGACAAGCGGCCAGCUUCAGACACUCGAGGACAUCUUACGGUGGUCACGGUAACCUAGAAACGAUCUAUUCACCUCUCCAGGCCGAAUUUCCGACUCUCCCCGUUCCGGGCAAUGGCCUUGCGCCCCCGAUUAUUCCCUGGCACACCGGUGGUGCUGCUAAAGCUGCUGCUGCUUUGCAGAACCAGUCUAUGCAGUACCACGAACUUAUGUCUCUUGCCGAGUCUCAGAACGACCGUGAAAGUGGCAUUGGAAUUCCUUUCACAGCUGCCGUCUCCCAAGUCGAUAUCCCCUUACUUCCAAGCACACCAAUAAUUAGGAAAGAUUUCAUUGCCCAGUUGCCUGCAGAGCUUGCUAUCCAGAUCUUGUCGCAUUUGGAUGCUGCCCAGUUGGCCAUCGCAAGCAGGGUAUCGCAAUUUUGGCAUGGUAUUGUUUAUGACCAGCAAAUUUGGCGCGAGUCUUUCCUAAGGGAAAAGACGAACACCUACGCCACUAGUCUUCCCAUCCAGCCAGGAACCGGUCGCGGCGUGCCCUCGGUAUCUCCCAAGAACGACUGGCAAAUGAUAUAUAAAGCCCGAGAGGAUCUAGAUAAGCGAUGGAAAAUCGGGAAGCAAGCACGCGCCGUAUUCUUGCAUGGGCAUAUGGACAGUGUUUAUUGCCAACAAUUUGAUGAGAACAAAAUCAUCACUGGUUCUCGAGACAAGACUAUCCGAAUCUGGGAUAUGCACACUCUCCAAUGCCGUUUGGUCAUUGGACCGCCGGAUGUUGUGAACGACACCAAUAUCCUAUUCGACCCGACGGGACAUCCCACCCACUACGCCCUAUAUCCCGAUAACGAGCGCAUUAACCCAUCGGUACCCGUUACAGUCUCGUUCCCUACCCACCACAGCGCCUCUAUCCUCUGCCUCCAGUACGACGACGAUAUUCUGGUGACCGGUUCUUCGGACUCUAGCUGUAUCGUUUACAGUGUUCGCUCCGGAUACAGACCUGUUCGACGCCUUCAAUUCCAUACCGCCGCCGUCCUCGAUCUAGCAUUCGACGACAAGCAUAUCGUCACAUGUUCUAAGGAUUGUAGUAUCUGCGUGUGGGAUCGAGCUACAGGUGCCCUUAUCAAGCAGUUGAAUGGCCAUACCGGUCCCGUGAAUGCGGUACAACUGCGCGGGAACACAUUGGUGUCUUGUUCUGGAGACUUCACUGUCAAGCUCUGGAAUCUUGACAGCGGCAAGGUGAUCCGCGAGCUCACAGGGCAUACUAAAGGUCUUGCUUGCAGUCAAUUCUCCGAAGACGGCCGCUAUGUAGCUUCCGCAGGCAGUGAUAAGAUCAUUCGCAUUUGGGACGCCAAUACUGGCGAAUGCCUUCGAGAGAUCAAGGCCCACGAGAGUCUCGUGCGUUGUCUACACAUUGACAGCGUGAGCGGACGUCUCAUUAGCGGCAGCUAUGACACAGACAUCAAAGUCUUUGAUAUGGAAACUGGAAUGCAGAAGUUGGACUUCCCCGGUUGGCACGCUAGUUGGGUGCUAAGCGCGAAGUGCGAUUAUCGCCGCAUUGUCAGUACCGGUCAAGAUGCUAAGAUUCUCCUUAUGGACUUUGGUGCCGACGUGUCGAAUAUCAAAAUGCUUGAGACCACUCGCAAGCACGAAGUUGCAUGCGAUGGUCGCAAUGCAGGUUUUAUCUGA
Molecule: messenger RNA, 2001 nt
Organism: Hypoxylon trugodes
Lineage: Eukaryota; Fungi; Ascomycota; Sordariomycetes; Xylariales; Hypoxylaceae
Product: WD40 repeat-like protein
Exons: 2
Coding region: 1-2001 (666 amino acids)
Molecular function (GO): protein binding
Source: RefSeq, a predicted model, not a curated record